CAACGUGGUAACUGUGACUGCGAUAUUUAGGAAAGUCGUCUGUAGGAUUUUUUCGUAUUUUGGUAAUAAAAAGUAUGCUUGUAUCAAGAUUUUCUCGUUUAUCCUUAUUGAAAGGAUGUCAACAGAUGAAUCCUAUCUUAUUUACUAAUCAUAAAUCAUUCAAGGCAUCUGUUAAUAGACUACAAAGUGUUUCAACUGGUCAUGCAGAUGACAUUAAAGCAAAAUAUGGUGGUCGAUUUCAUGGUUAGCAUGCUUCCAGGUGAUGGCAUUGGACCAGAAUUAAUGGGCCAUGUAAAAGAAAUUUUUCGUUUAGGUGGCGUACCUGUAGAUUUUGAAGAAGUUCAUUUAGACUCUACUGUUCAACAUAUUGAUAAUGUAGAAGAAGCAAUAAUAUCAAUCAAAAGGAAUGGUGUAGCAAUCAAAGGUAAUAUUGAAACAAGGGCAAAUAAUCCUCAGUUCAGGUCAAGAAAUGUGAUUUUGCGUCUAGAACUAAAUCUGUUUGUUAAUGUUUUACAUUGCAAAAGCCAACCAAGUAUUAAAACAAGGCAUAGUGACAUUGACAUAGUUCUCAUUAGGCAAAAUACUGAAGGAGAAUAUAGCUGCUUAGAACAUGAAAGUGUCCCAGGUGUUAUUGAAAGUUUAAAAAUAGUUACAAGAGAAAAGUCAGAAGAAAUUGCUCGUUUUGCUUUUGAUUAUGCCGUCCAGAAUAACAGGAAAAAAGUUACUGCAGUUCACAAGGCUAAUAUAAUGAAAUUAGCUGAUGGACUUUUUCUCAAGACUUGCUCAGACAUUGCUAAAGAAUAUCCUCAAAUAGAAUUUGAUAGCAUCAUUAUUGAUAACUGUAGUAUGCAGCUUGUCUCUAAUCCUUAUCAGUUUGAUGUGCUGCUGCUUCCUAAUUUAUAUGGAAAUAUUUUAAACAAUAUUGCUUGUGGACUUGUUGGUGGCCCAGGUAUCAUAUCAGGGCAGAAUUACGGCCAUGAAUAUGCAGUUUUUGAAACUGGUUCAAGGAAUACUGGUAAAGGAAUUGCUGGCAAAAAUAUUGCAAAUCCAGUUGCAAUGUUAAAUGCAAGUGUAGAUCUCUUACAAUACUUGGGGCUUGAAAAGCAUGCUAAAAUUAUUGGUGAUGCUAUUUUUCAAACAGUAAAUAUUGAUAAGAUUCAUACACCUGAUCUUGGUGGUACUGCAAGAACUUCUGAUGUUGUAGAAAAUGUGAUUAAAAUUGUUCAAGAAAAAACGAAAAUUUGAAUGUGUUUGUGACUUUUGUAUUUAGACUUUGUUGUUUUGUAUUUUUUGUAAAUAGUUAUUUGGUUAGCUGUUGUGAUAAAAGAAAUGCAAAUUAAAUUUUGAUGUUUAGCAAUAUGAAAAUUGAUUGUGCUUUUGCUGGAGCAUAUUAACAAGUGCAAAACUAUUUUGAAAGAAUUUCAUUAAAAGAAGCUAAUGUUAUUAAAGAAUAUGAUCAAUAUUUUAAAGAAAAAAGAAAAACAUAUGGAGUUGUUUAUUGUUUUAGAUAGUAGUCAGUUUUCUCAAAAAUGAGUAGGAAGAGUUUACAUGCAUGUUUGAAUAGGUUUUUAUAAUUGAGUUAGUGGAUGCCAAGGAUUUUCAAAUUUGAAAACUUUCAAUGUUUAUUCAUUAUUUAUUAUAGAGCUUUAAAAUUUUUGCUGUUAGUAUUCUGUGAUAUUAUCCACUACUAAAAUUAUAUUUCCAAAUUGUUGCAAAAUACUUCGUGAAAAUAUUGUGUAUUGUAUUAAACACUUAAUUCAAACUUACACAUAUCAUUUUUGUUUUGAAAUAUAAGCUUUAUUUAAAUUGUUACUAAACAAUUUAAAAAUUAAAAAUUGCUGGUUUUUUUUUUUUUUUUUUUUUUUUUUUUUAAAGUAAGCUUGAUUAAAAUUGUCAAGACAGUUAUUAAAAGCAGCAAUAAAAUGUUUUUUAUUUCUGAAAUUUAUCAUAAUAAAAGAUAUUUCUUCAUUUUUAUUUAUUCAGUGCUUGAGAAAAACUGUCAUGUUUGUCUUUUAACAGGUGCAUUUAUACAAUACUCUAACUUAUCUCAAUUGUUCUUAUUUGUGUUUGUUUUUAAAUGAUUAUUAUUAUUUUUAGUUUUCUGUAACUUAUAAACUACUCAUUAACUUUUAUCCCCCAAUAAAAAAAGAUUAGUGAGGGUUUGGUUUGGAUUAGUUGAUUAUGGCAAAGCACAUUAGGGCUAUCUCCCUAAUGAGAAGGAUACCUUCGUAGAGGACUUUGUAAGGUCAACUGGCUCGUAUGCAAGUUGCACAUGAGUGAAACCAUGAAAAUGCCCAUGCAGCCAGACAUUUUGCCUGGAAUUGAACCCAGGUCAUAACUACCAGUGUUCAGCGAUUUUACCGUUUGGCUGCUGGUGGGUACAGACAUGUGAGAGGAGAAAAACUAUAUUUUCAAUGUGAGUGAGGUCAAUGAUGCAGUUUUUCAAUAUUUUAUGAAUUUGAAUUUUUAAUAUAUUUACACAAUAAGUCAGAAAUGCAUUUUUUUAUUUUCUCUUAUAAAUUGCAUGAAUUGUCACUGUCCCACUGUAGUAUUGGUUAUAUCAGUUAGAUCACUUUUAUAAUUGAUUGAUUUUUUUUUUUUUUUUUUUUUUUAUUUUGCUGUAAGAUUCUAAACUAAUAAAUCAUUUUUUGUUAGUGUUUUCCCUAUAAGAUUUAAAUCUGAUAAAAUUAUCUUAAGCCUUUGAGAUUUUACUAUGCUUUCUCAGUUUUUUAGCUCUCUCUCUCUCUCACUCUUUUUUUUUUUUUUUUUUUUUUUUUUUUUUUUUUUUUUUAAAGAUGGCUUGAAGAAUUUUUUUAACUCGGAUAUUUUUUUUUAAAUUACUCAAGGGUAUAUAUGUGGAUUAAUUAUUGAAUUACUAUCUGAAUAUUGUAAUUUAGACAUUCAUAAUUCUUAAAUGCAUUUUAUGUUAUAAGGAUUAAAUAAUUAUAUCUAAUCUGAUGGAGUCUUUUGAAAAAAUGUAAUAUGGUAUGAUAUUUUCUUAAAUAACAUUUGUUUUCAAGGUUUAUUAUAUCAGACCUGAUUAGCCAGUAUCUGGACAUACCAUGAAUAACUAUAAAAAUUAAUAAAUGCAGAAGGUAAUGAUGUGUUGAAACAAAAAUGAAUAGACAUCAUGCCAAAUAUUUAUAAUUAACAGUUUAUCUUCCUGCAGCAUUAAAUGUGACAAACAGUUAAAACAAAUUUGAUUUUAAUUAAAACUUAUGAGUAAACAUAUUGUCUAUAUAGAAAACAUAUUGUCUAAGAAAAUAAUAUAUCUGCUUGUGCUUUAUUUGCAUGCCCAUAGUAAAGCAAAAUAUUUGUGCUGCUUCUUUUAGUUUAGCUUGAAUCAACAAAAUUUUUUAGAUCUUCUUUAAAUUAAUAUAUUAAAUAAAAAGUGAAAAAAUAUUUCCCCAGUUUGGUAUUUAUGUUUUUCAUUAUUGUAUAAUUCAUUUAGCAUCAGUGUUUAAAUUGCUGUAAAUUAAUUAAGAAACGCACAACUUCUGUAACAUUUAUCAGAAAUAAAUUACUAAGUUGCUUUUCAUUUAGAAUUUGGAAAGAAAACAAAGCAACCAUUGAAUAAAUUUUGAACUCCUUUCUAAAUAAGACCAGCUGUUUUUCUAUGUUUCAGUUAUUUUAUUAUAUGUGACUAUUAUUAAUUUUAAUUCUAUUGAACAAAUUUAAACUGAAACACUGAAUGCUUAAUUCUUUAGAAUGAAUUUCUUAAGAUCUAGAUUUUUGUGGGUACUUACAAAUGCAGCUGUGACAAUAUUUUCAUAUAUAAUAUUUCCUACUUCAUAAAUGAACAAAGCUUAGGAAUGUUUUGAAGUAAAAAUUUUAAGUGGAAUUUUUUUUUUUAUAUUUUUUUUAUUUUAGCAUUUGUAUGUACUUAAUUGUACAGAUAGAUAUAUGAGAUUUUAGUCUUAUUUCAUGUAAACUUUCAUUUUUAGCUGAAACUUAGCAUUUAAAAUGUAAUGUUCUUCAAAUUAAUAUGAGUACUUUAUAUCAACAUUUAUAUGUAUUUAGCAUUAGAAACCAAGUUUAUGACCUAUUUAUAUUGUUUAAAAGUCUGAAUUAAAAUGUAUUUAUUAUGUUGAUUUAGUUUGGUAGAAAAUUUGGAAUCAAAUAAUAUUUUGCUUAGGUGGAAUUUUGAUAUAAACUGAAUGAGAAAAUGUCUUUUAAAGCUUUCAAAUGUAAAAAUGCAAGAAAGCAAAGAAAAUGUGUUCAUAAAUCUUCCAUUUUCCAUGAAUAAACAUUAAAUUAUAAAGUCUUUAUUUAAAGUGCUGAUUUUAUGUUCUAUAAAAUUACUUAUAGUGCUGAAUUUAUGGAUGCAAGGUGAUAUUUUGAAUUUGAUAUCAUGUAGGGUCAUUGUUAAUAAGAUGCAAAGAAAACCAUCCUUAUUAACUAUCUUUUUUAACAAACAAAAAACUCAGUAUACAGAGUGCACAGGAAAGACCCUUUAACCUGAAAACUCUUGGGAACGGAGAGAGCUACAGCUGUGCAAGUGAGGUAAGGGUAUAGUAAAGUGACUAUGCUUGACCUAAUGCAAAUGACAGCAGCACCCUUAGUGAUGAAAUUUGGAAGAUAGGCAUCGGAAAUCGAAAAUGAAAAGAGAUAGAGUAAAAGAAAGUUUUAGAGCAUCAAGUAAUUAGUAUGAAAUGACAUUUACUUCACAUUGAUAAGAUAAAUUAUCAAUAACAUUUUUAAUAAUAAAAUAGCAUGUUCAAGUGUAAACUCUUUUUUAAGUUGUUAGAUGAUAUCCGGAAGCAAGUUUAUUUAACCCUUAAACACAGAGGUGAGGUCUGUAUGACUGCGCCAGUAUUUUAGAACUGCGAAACUGCAUAUAAGUUAUAUAGUUAUUCUUUUCCUUUUCAGUACUUUCAAGUUGGGAUAAUAUAUCUAUUCCUAAAUUUUUAUUAAACUCUAUCUAUUAGUUUUUUAAAAUAAUUUUUAAAAUUGGGUUGCAGCCAUAUAGACCUUACCUCUGCAUUUAUACUACUUUUCCUCUUGCAUGAGGGGCAGAUGACUUUAUUACUACUUGAGUGUCGAUCUUGUGCAAGAACUUAACUUUAGAGGUUUGACUUAUGUUGGCACUAUGAAAAAAAAUAAGAGAGAAAUACCAGGUGAAUUUUAUCCAAAUAAAACAAAAAGUUAAGGAUCUUGCCUUUAUGCAUUCACAGAUAGAAUGACUCUUGUUUCAUAUGUGCCUCAAAACUUAAAAAGUGUUAUUCUCAUUUCUUCAAUGCAUCAUUUGAAAUCAGAAGACCUUGAAACUGAGGAACCAGAAAUAACAACAUUUUACAAUUUGACUAAAGGAGGUGUAGAUGCAUUGGAUGAAAAAUGUUCUAAACAUUCUACAAGCCGAAGAACAAGGUGAUGGCCAAUGUCCAUAUUCUUUAGGUUACUUGAUUAAGUCUUAAAUACACACCAAUUGUUAAGAGGUAGUGCCAAAUUGGGGGGGGGGAACUAAUUUUUUGAUCACGUUAUCAUCAGAAAACCACAUGUGCAUUCAGAGAGUGCGAGGAGUUUCCAGCAGAAUCUAUUCUAGCCCAGAUGUAACAAAUACCCCUAGAAAGCAUAAAACAUGCUUUCUUUCCCCUCCUAGACUGAGAAGAAAAGCUUCCUAUCUAUGUUUCAGCUGCAAGAAUCCUAUAAGUAAGAAAUGUGUCAAGAGAAUUUCCAAAAAUUGUUUGGAAAAUGCUUAAAACAGUGUGCUGCAUUUUUAAAAAUAUUCUUCAUAUUAUACUUUUUUUUUUUUUUUUUUUUUUUGCAUUAUAUUAUAUAAUCCAGAUUCUGUAGGUGAAAAAUUUAUUAAAUAGUUUAGUUUGUACGCAUUUGCAAGUAAGUAGUAUAAUUUUAUUUAUUUGAUUAAAUGUUUUGUGCUUUUUCGUACGUGAUUUGAAAAUUAAUUUUGAAUGCAUUAAUUUUAGAGUUUUAAAACGAAUUAAUUAUUUUAGUAUAACAAGCAAAGUGUGUUAAUGCUUAUAUAAUAACAGUAGUACAUUAUUUUAAAAUUUUAUAUUUUUAAAAUGCAUAAAAUAGAGCGCGGUCUGAGAGACCCCUCCUCUGUGUUUACGUAACAGAAAAUGAAUGUCUGUACUUAGGGGUUAAACAUUCUCGAAGAAAACCUGUUUCAGGUGUUUAUUGUUUUCAGUUUGUGAUAUUGUGAUGUCCACAAUAAAUUGAUGCUGUUGCAAAAUGAAAAUGUA
Molecule: messenger RNA, 6203 nt
Organism: Stegodyphus dumicola
Lineage: Eukaryota; Metazoa; Arthropoda; Arachnida; Araneae; Eresidae
Gene: Idh3g
Product: Isocitrate dehydrogenase (NAD(+)) 3 non-catalytic subunit gamma
Biological process (GO): tricarboxylic acid cycle; isocitrate metabolic process
Cellular component (GO): mitochondrion
Molecular function (GO): NAD binding; oxidoreductase activity, acting on the CH-OH group of donors, NAD or NADP as acceptor; magnesium ion binding
Source: RefSeq, a predicted model, not a curated record